AUGUAUUUGAAAUCCUGCUACAUUAUGCACAAGAAUGCUACUUUGUAAGGUGAAAGGACCUAAAUAGUGAGAAUUUAGACUAAGCCAAUCAUUUUUAAAAGAAAAAUUAAGCAAAAAGAGGAAGGAUGA
This is a messenger RNA of Paramecium octaurelia, 129 nucleotides long. The record is from the annotation of a GenBank genome assembly. Lineage: Eukaryota; Ciliophora; Oligohymenophorea; Peniculida; Parameciidae.